GCCAUGUCUGGCCGUGGCAAGAGCGGCGGUAAGGCCCGAGCGAAGGCCAAAUCUCGCUCGUCCCGGGCCGGGCUGCAGUUCCCCGUCGGGCGCGUUCACCGGCUGCUGCGGCGCGGGCACUACGCGGAGCGGGUGGGGGCCGGCGCCCCCGUUUACCUCGCCGCCGUGCUGGAGUACCUGACGGCCGAGAUCCUGGAGCUGGCGGGCAACGCGGCCCGCGACAACAAGAAGACGCGCAUCAUCCCCCGUCACCUCCAGCUCGCCGUCCGCAACGACGAGGAGCUCAACAAGCUGCUGGGCGGCGUCACCAUCGCUCAGGGCGGCGUCCUGCCCAACAUCCAGGCCGUGCUGCUGCCCAAGAAGACCAGCGGCGGCGGCGGCGCGGGCCCCAGCAAGGCCGGCAAGAAGGGCGGCGGGCAGCAGUCGCAGGAGUACUAAGCCGGCCGGUCCCCCCGGCACCACACAAAGGCCCUUUUCAGGGCCACCCCCAUUGCUCAGCGGGAGAGCUGCG
This is a messenger RNA of Charadrius vociferus (killdeer), 511 nucleotides long. RefSeq names its product histone H2A. Gene Ontology annotation, cellular component: nucleosome. NCBI's taxonomy places the organism in Eukaryota, Metazoa, Chordata, Aves, Charadriiformes, Charadriidae. Gene Ontology annotation, molecular function: protein heterodimerization activity; DNA binding; structural constituent of chromatin. The coding region runs from base 4 to 438 and encodes 144 amino acids. The record is from RefSeq and is a predicted model, not a curated record. The transcript has a single exon.